Messenger RNA from Ostrea edulis (European flat oyster), 903 nucleotides. RefSeq names its product protein CutA homolog. Gene Ontology annotation, biological process: response to metal ion. Bases 155 to 580 code for a protein of 141 amino acids. Gene Ontology annotation, molecular function: copper ion binding. The record is from RefSeq and is a predicted model, not a curated record. Lineage: Eukaryota; Metazoa; Mollusca; Bivalvia; Ostreida; Ostreidae. The transcript has 6 exons.
UGUUAUCUUACCUUUGAAUUUAGUUUGUCAAUAUUGUUUGUGGCACGAUGUGCAGAUAAUUAAGUUAGCCUUGACCCAGACUUGACGCUCGAAACUGGAGUUGACAAGGCGCUGUGUUGUUUUGUCCAUUUGCCUGAUUAUCGUUGGUGUGUGCAUGCCUUCUUUCUUUAGAGUACUGAGACGAACUCUGACAACAAUGAGUCAACAGGGGGAUUAUUCUGUAGCCUUUGUCACAAUCGACAAAAUGGAAAUUGCAAAGAAAUUGGCAGCGGGUUUGGUCAAGGAGAAACAUGCAGCCUGUGUUAACAUCAUCCCAGGAUUGAUAUCUGUUUAUGAGUGGGAAGGGAAAAUAAAUGAAGACCCAGAGUUACUGUUGAAAAUAAAAACAGCCACAAGUAAAGUAGAUGAUGUUAUAAAAUAUGUCCGAGAAAAUCACCCAUAUGACGUAGCAGAGGUUAUCAGUUUCAAGGUAUUUUUCAUAACUUUAUUGACAGAGUUAAGCAUUGUUAGCAAAAUAGAAAUCUGUGAUAUAAAGGAAAUAUGUAUCCCAAAUUACAAACAUGUAUAUCAGUUGAUUUAAUUUUAGAUUGACAAUGGGAAUCCACCAUACUUGAAAUGGAUUGAUGAAGUCGUGGGAACCAAACCCAAGAUAUAAACAAGUGUGUCUGCUCAGAAGACCAAGUCUUUUGUGGUGUUCAAUAGAAACAUGCUUUAUUAUGCCUCUGCAGAUUUGGAAAUGAAUCAAAAUUAAAAUUUUGACUCAUAUCAAGUGAUCUUGAAAAUUGAAUUUUAAAUUUAUUUUAUGAACUAACUGCUUGUAGCAUUUCUCUAAGUCUUUGUGCAGCUUCAAAAGUUUGUGCAAUUUGAUCAGUCUUGUCACUAUAUAAAAUGAUUUUAAAUCAA